AUGCCUACAUUAGAAGAAUGUCAAACAAAUUCAACAGCAGUAGUUGACACCACUUCUUCAUUAAAGAUCAUCUCACAUUCAAAUUUAGUAAAGUAUGUGGAUACAAUUGAAGAAUGUCCACCUCUAUCGCCACGUGAUGUUGAAAAUUUGACAAUUCAUGAUUUGAGAGCAGACGAUAUCACUUAUAUAAUGGCAUUAGGCGAUAGUAUCACAGCAGCAUUUGCUGCAAAAGGUCAGCGCAACUGGGGUAAAAACGAAGAAGGAGAAUCAUCAACGAGAUCAACUAAUAAAAAACAUAAAAAACAAAUUAAAAAGGAACAGCAGCAACAACAGAAAAUUUUUUUAAAUAAUAAUAAUGGUGAUUACAACGAAUCUUUACAAACAUUUGAUCAUAGAGAUUUAUAUGAGAAUCGUGGCUUGAGUUUUGCAAUUGGCGGUGAUGAAAAUGCAACUACCUUGGCAAGAUUUUUGAAUUAUUAUUCUAGAGAUGGUUUGAUUGGAGCAUCUUUAGGAGAUCAUUUUGCUCAUAUAUGUUUGUUUUGUUUGCCGUAUCAAUACAGACCUUCACAAGAUCGUCUUAAUGGUGCACAGUCUGGUGCAAUGGCUGAUAAUCUUCGUAGACAAGUUAAUUACCUUUUAUUACAACUUAAUCUUGAAAAAGCUCGUAAAGGAUCAAGACAUGUUGAUGGAAAGUUUAAAAAUACAUCGCCUGAAAAAUUUGAAAAAAAUAUACGUGACACACUUGACGACAUUAUGAAUAAAAUACCAAAUACAAUAGUAAAUAUAAUGGGCGUGUCCAAUGUAUCUCAAGUUUAUGAUGUAACGCGCGGAAAAAAAUAUUGUAAAUGGUACGAUGUUCCUUAUAUAAAUUUUGAGUGUACUUGUGCAUUUUCUCCAGGUGAAAUUGGUGCUCGAAAUCGAAAAAUCAUGGACGAUUUAGCAGUAAAAUACAAUAAAAUUUUACAAAAUGUAGUUGCUGAUUAUUCUAAAAUAAAAAGAAAUGAUUUUGCUAUUGUUCAGAAUCGAUUUGUUUUUAAUUUAACCACUUUUCCAAUUGAUGGAUUAAGUAACAUUGACUGUUUUCAUCCAAGUGAAAAAACUCAUAUAUACCUCUCAAAAGUACUUUGGAAUAGUUUGGUAGCACCGUUCAAAAAACAUGAACCUGUUAUUAGUUGGGAUGGUGACAUGAAAAUUAGAUGUUUUGGUGAAGAUGAUAGGAUCAUUACAUAUUAA
Messenger RNA from Entrophospora candida, 1233 nucleotides. The record is from the annotation of a GenBank genome assembly. Lineage: Eukaryota; Fungi; Glomeromycota; Glomeromycetes; Entrophosporales; Entrophosporaceae.